This is a messenger RNA of Coprinopsis cinerea okayama7#130, 4311 nucleotides long. RefSeq lists its product as hypothetical. NCBI's taxonomy places the organism in Eukaryota, Fungi, Basidiomycota, Agaricomycetes, Agaricales, Psathyrellaceae. The coding region runs from base 1 to 4311 and encodes 1436 amino acids. The record is from RefSeq and is a predicted model, not a curated record. The transcript is spliced from 3 exons. Gene Ontology annotation, cellular component: RNA polymerase II transcription regulator complex. Gene Ontology annotation, molecular function: DNA-binding transcription activator activity, RNA polymerase II-specific; transcription cis-regulatory region binding.
AUGCUCGUCGACAAUCUCCGGCACAACCACCAGCACCACGGCCAUGGCCACCAACCCUGGGAUGUCGCCGACAUUCUCCACUCUGACUUGUUCUCCGCCAACAACCAGGCCAACUCUUCCAAUCCAGCCUCGACGCCUAGCCUGACUUCCCCCUCUUCAAUGUCCGCCUCGAGCAGCCCCUCCUCGCGCGAGCCCACCCCGCUCCCCACUCCCCCCAACCACUCCCUCGGCGAGCGCUUCCCAGAAGGCGCAUCAUCAUCCACCGCUGGGCCCUCAUCAGCAUCAUCAUCCUCAAAUCCUUUGUCCGCCUCCACCUCCUCGUCUGCCUCCAGCAACACCGCCACCCAAUCCCGCGUCGCAGUCGCCUCGAACGACGACUCUGACGAUCUCUUUGGCUUCCUCGAUUCCGGCAUCGACGACCCCAUGAGUCUCAGCACCAUGAGCGGCGUCAAGGGUUUCGACGGCGCGCCCUUUGGCAUGGGCGACCAGGAUGCUUUUGGGUCGUUCAUGACGGGUUUGGAGGAGAGCUAUGGCGCAUCGACUGCGAGUAGCUCUGGUUCUGCGCCAUCCAACUCGAGUGGCGGCGCAAAUAGUGGCGGUGGUGGAUAUGCGCCGUUUGGGUUUGGAGGGAUGGAGUUGGAUGGGAUGGGUGGUAUGAUGGGCAUGGGCAUGGAUAUGAACAUGAUGUCCGCGAUGGGCAUCGGUAUGGACGCCAUGAUCCAGGACAAUAUCAACAUGGAUCUCAACCCUAUCGGCAUCAACCCACAACUCGUCGACUCGCCCGCGCCUCUAGUCGCGAUGAAUGAAGAGGCUGAAGGCGAGGAGGAGGAAGAAGAGGAAGAAGAAGGGAGCGAUGAUGACAUGGGCGAGGAAACCGCUCGCUCGACGAGAGGAAGAAGAGCAGCGUCGAGGGGUGCUCGUGCGAAAAAAACAACUGCCCCUUCACCACCCACGACCACUAGGCGCAGCGCGCGCAAGGCCGCUGUGUCUGCCGCAUCUUCGCCCGCAUCGGCUCCUUCUCCACCCGGCACCAAACAAUCGCCCUCUGACUCUGAGAAGGAAAAGCUCACUCUCACCAUCGCGCCUGUCAAGGUUGGUGGGCGAGGCACUGCCUUGGGUCGACGCGGCACAGUUCUUAGCGGUGGAGUCGUCAAACGUAGCGCCGCCGCCUCUGCUAGCACCUCGAGUAGCGCACUUGGCCUCAUUGGAGCAUCAGCCCCUGUCGUCACCGGCGAUAAGGAGAACACCGCGUCCUCUCCCGCUCCCGAGAAGAAGCGAGGUAGGAAAGCUGCCACCGCUGCAACCAACUCGUCCCAAUCCGCCAAGAAGGGAAGGAAAGCUGCGACUGCCGCCGUUGAAGAACCGCAGCAGCAGCAACUGCCUGCUGCGGUCCCAACUACUGUCACCGCGCCCGUCAUCGCUGCCGGUGCUGGUCCUAAUCUCGAGGCACCGGCCCCUGUGACGACGAUGCCUCCUUCCAAUGUACCCACAUCUACUGUUCCUGUUCAUACCCGCACCCCAUCGACAUCAUCAACGCCAACGACUACUAUCCCUCGGCCACCGGUCCAGCACGGCAUUCCACAUUCAUCUUCAGGUCUCGGCAUCGUUCCUCCCCCACUUCCCAACGGCCAACGCAACCUCACACCAGUUGAUCUGGGUAUCGGCAAAAAGUUUGCAUUUGCGAUUCCUAUGGGGACAUUUAGCGGUGGUGUUACGGGCGUCGUGCCCAACUCUGCCGCUGCUGUGUCUUCAUCGACUGCAUCUCCCACUGCCAACGCUAGUGCAGGUACUACCGCCAUGGUCGGCGGUACCACCACAGGCGCCUCGACGCCUUCACAAGCAAGGGGUAUGAGCGAGUUUGGUGAUGAUGAGUUUGAGGAUAUGGUUAAUGAGGGUGGUCACCCUGGUUUAGGUUUAGGUUCUACUUCUGCUUCUGCGACCCCUGGUUCCGGGAAUGCUGUUUCGGGUAUGGAUGCUGCUGGAGGGCAGUCUGCGGAUUGGAGGCCUAGUCCUGAAGUCUUUGCCAAGAUGACAAGUAAGGAGAAGAGGCAGUUGAGGAAUAAGAUUAGUGCGAGGAAUUUUAGGGUUAGGAGGAAGGAGUACAUCUCGACACUUGAAGGCGAUAUCGCCGAGCGCGACAGGUUGUUGGAGGCUAUCCGGACCGAGUUGGGAAGUAGCAGGAGUGAGAAUCUGGCGUUAAGGAGGGAGGUUGAGAAUUUGAAGAGGGUGUUGUUGGAGGGUCGGGGGUUGCCUCUUGAUUCUCUCCAAUCGUCUACGGCGUCUGCCUCGACCUCGAUGACGAUGACGACGACGACGGGUGGUCAGACUACGAUUGAAGGUUUGGACCUCCCCCCUCCUGCACCGCUUCCGGAGAAGAGUGCAGCGGAGGUGUUGGCUGCGCAGGCUGCUGCCUCUGCCUCCUCGACGACGACUCCCAAUGCGAAUGCAAACAACAACGCCAACGCCAACGUCGUAAAGCCGAAUACGCAAAAGGAUUUACCUACUUCGCCGAGACUUGGUGGAGGGCACCACCAUCAGUCGUUCUGGGGUGGGAGUCAUGGUGGGAAUGGGAUGGGUAUGUUUGGAGGGAAUGGGGUUACUGCUGUGCAUGCUACGUUUGUUCCUGCGCCUCAGUGGGGCGGUUUACCUGGGCUUUCGGCUUCGUCGCCGUCGUCGUCGCCUCUGUAUCCCGCGAAUUCGAUGUCGUCUUCACCCACGAAUUCGGCGCCCUUCUUGCCAGGCUCGAUGCCGUCGAUUCCGGGUAUCACGCCUACGCCUGCUGCUGCCAAGGUUGGGCUUGGGUUGGGGUACGGUGGGUUGCAGGAGAAUAUGAAUCCGUUGUUGAGAGGGUUUGGUGGUGGGUAUGGUGGUGAGAGGAAUAGUAGGAGGGUUAGGGGUAAUGAGAGUGAUACCGAGGAUGAAGAAGACGAGAGGGAACGAGAGAGGCCGAGUACCCAUUCCUUCGACGGCUUUGCGGAUGCGAAUAUGUUUACUAUGAAGAAUUUGGAUGCGUACCGGAUGCAUCUCUGGGGCAAGAUGGCUGCGCAGUACCAUCACCACCAGGCUUCGCAGCAGCAAGCGACGCAGUACCAGCAGAAUAUGUUUUUGGCGCAGCAGCAGGCUCAGCAGGUUGCGAACCAGCAGCAGCAUCAGCUAUCGCAGCAUCAACAGCAGCAAUCGCAACAGCAGCAGGCGAACCAGCAGCUUACGGGUCUGGCAGCCAAGAUGCAGCGAUCGUGGUUCGUUUCUCCGCCCUCGUCGAACAGCUACGCUGCGAGUGGGGAGGGGAGGACGCCGUUUGGCAAUGUUUCGAAUACGUAUGGUGGAUCCAAUGGUUCGAACGGGUCGAAUGGCUACGGUGGACCUCUUCAUCAUUAUUCGCAUUCGCCGUUGUUGAGUGCGUUGUUGAGUGGGAAGGGUCUUGGUCUUGGUGGAGGAGUUGGAGGAGGGACGGGCUAUGGGUAUGCGAGCUUUAAGCGGCAUCCGCCUAGUAGUGUUUCGAGUCAGAACAACGAGGAUCGCUCGAAGAACGCCGAUUCCCAGGCUCAGAAGUUGAAGCAACAACAAGACGCGCAGGGGCAGAAGACGAGACAGCAGCAAGACGCACAGGCACAGAGGAUGAAGCAGCAACAGGAGCAAGCGCAAGCUGCGAUGUUGGCUGCUGUUGCUAGUCAGACUAUUCUUAGGAAGCUUGGGCAGGCGUUUUGGGAUGCGUUUUCUGGGUCUUCGUCGUCGUCGUCGGGUGUGGGUGUGGGUGGUGGAGCGCCGGGAGCGAGUGCGUUGGUUAGGCAUUUCGAGGCUCCUCGUUCUUCUUCGUCCGCUACGACCUCGAGCUCAGCUACGACAUCAUCCACUGCGGCUUCUUCUACGAACGCGAACACCAACACGAGCGCCUCGGCCGGCUGGGAUGCGGAUAAAGUCCGGAGGGUGUUGGAUGGUACGGCUGUUGUCCGUGUUGUGGAUGUUGAUCAGUUGUAUAGGUUGUAUGAGGGGGAGGGUGUUUCUGUUCCUAGUUCCUCGUCGUCUCCUUCGUCAUCUUCAUCAUCCUCAUCAUCAUCAUCUCCCUCAUCAUCAUCUUCGCCAUCGCCAUCAGAAUCGUCAACGUCAUGCGCGAGCAGGAGGUGGAGGACGAGGUCCCCUUCGAGGUCGACGAGUAAUGUGAGCAAGGGCGGGAGUAUGAGUGUUCCUGGGAGUCCUGUGAUUCGAGCUCAACAGCCGCCCACGGGUCGGGAGUGUGGUGCGAAAGCCAAGGCGUGCUGUGAGCAGUUUUCGACGAUGUUGGAGGAGAAGAUGAAGAGUCUGAGGUUGUGA